Talpa occidentalis (Iberian mole) is the source of this 1200-nucleotide messenger RNA. RefSeq names its product olfactory receptor 5H2-like. The coding region runs from base 234 to 1163 and encodes 309 amino acids. Gene Ontology annotation, molecular function: olfactory receptor activity; G protein-coupled receptor activity; odorant binding. Lineage: Eukaryota; Metazoa; Chordata; Mammalia; Eulipotyphla; Talpidae. The transcript has 4 exons. Gene Ontology annotation, biological process: G protein-coupled receptor signaling pathway; sensory perception of smell. The record is from RefSeq and is a predicted model, not a curated record. Gene Ontology annotation, cellular component: membrane.
GUGGAUGUAAUCACCUUCUCUGAUACAACUAAGUGACCAAGCCACCUUACUGCCCAGCCAUCCUUUGAAUCUAUGAGUAUUUCUCACUGGAUUUCAGCUUAAAACGGAGGAGGAGGGAAUGAGCAUAGGUGUGGAAUGUAAUCACCUUCUCUGAUAUAAUUUUGACUAAGAAAACUAACACUUUGAGAGGAUCUUCUCAAUUUUGCACAAGCAUGGGGAACAUCCAAUGAGACAUGGAAAAGGAAAAUGCAUCCUUGCUGACAGAGUUUGUUCUCACAGGACUUACAUAUCAACAGGAGUGGGGAAUCCCCUUGUUCCUGGUGUUCUUGGUGAUAUACCUCUUCACCAUUGUGGGGAACCUUGGUCUUAUUUCUCUCAUCUGGAAUGACUCUCAACUUCACAUCCCCAUGUACUUGUUCCUUGGAAGCUUAGCCUUUGUGGAUGCUUUAAUAUCCUCCUCAGUGACACCCAACAUGUUGGUCAAAUUCUUUGCCAGGAGUAAUGUAAUGCAUCUUUCGGAAUGCAUGAUGCAAUUCUUUUCGUUUGCAUUUAGUGCAACCACAGAAUGUUUUCUCUUGGCAGCUAUGGCAUAUGAUCGCUAUGUAGCCAUAUGCAACCCUUUACGUUACCCAGUGAUGAUGACCAACAGAUUAUGCACCCAGCUAAUAGUCUCCUCAUUUCUAAGUGGCAUCAUUCAUUCCACGAUUCAUACAGGUUUAGUAUUCAGAUUAACAUUCUGCAAUGACAACAUAUUACAUCACUUUUUCUGUGAUAUUGAACCUUUGUUUAUGAUUUCCUGUACUGACCCUUCCAUUAAUAUUCUAAUAGUUUAUAUUUUCUCUGGGUCCAUUCAGGUAUUCACUAUUACAACUGUUCUUGUUUCUUAUACACUGGUUCUCUUUACAAUCUUAAAAAAGAAGUCUCUAGAGGGUAUAAAGAAGGCCUUCUCAACCUGCGGAGCCCACCUUCUAUCUGUGUCUUUAUAUUAUGGCCCUCUUCUCUUUAUGUAUGUGCGCCCUACUUCUGUAAAGUCAGCAGAUCAAGAUAUGACGGACUCGCUAUUUUACACUGUCAUAAUUCCUUUCUUAAAUCCAAUUAUCUACAGCCUGAGAAAUAAGAAAGUCAUAGAUUCACUGACAAAAUUGAUAAAGAGAAAUGAUUAGACAUCAUACUAAUAGCUGUUCUCCAGUAAAGCAGUCA